Molecule: messenger RNA, 1023 nt
Organism: Boeremia exigua
Lineage: Eukaryota; Fungi; Ascomycota; Dothideomycetes; Pleosporales; Didymellaceae
Product: ribosomal L28e protein family-domain-containing protein
Exons: 2
Coding region: 1-1023 (340 amino acids)
Biological process (GO): maturation of 5.8S rRNA; maturation of LSU-rRNA
Cellular component (GO): preribosome, large subunit precursor; nucleolus
Source: RefSeq, a predicted model, not a curated record
AUGGCUUCCGACGAAAUCGUGUGGUCCGUCAUCGGCACCGACUUUUGCAGCUACAAGCUGAAGACGACCAAAGACCAGACCUUCUGUCGCAAUGAGCACAACGUCUCUGGCUUCUGCAGCAAGCAGUCCUGCCCGCUCGCAAACUCGCGCUAUGCCACGAUCCGCUCCGAUCCCAAGACGGGCGACCUCUACCUGUACAUCAAGGCCAUCGAGCGUGCUCACUUGCCGAACAAGUGGUGGGAGCGCAUAAAGCUGCCCAAGAACUACACUAAGGCCCUGGAAAUGGUCGACUCGCACCUGCAGUACUUUCCCAAGUUCCUCGUUCACAAGAACAAGCAGCGUCUGACCCGGUUGACCCAAGUCAACAUUCGCAUCCGCAAGCUGGCCAAGGAAGAUGAACGUCUCGGCGAAAGAUUGGUGCCCCGCCUCGCGCCCAAGGUCAGGAGGCGCGAAGAUGCACGAGAGAGGAAGGCGCUGGCCGCGGCAAAGGUCGAGCGCUCCAUUGAACGAGUCCUCAUUGAUCGUCUUCGCUCUGGUGCGUACGGUGACCGCCCAAUCAACGUUGAGCCGAAUGUGUGGAAGCGGGUCAUGAAGGGUCUUGAGAAGGAAGGCCAGCUUGAGCGUGAUGAGGAUCUGGACGACGGAGAGCAGUACGAAGACGAAGAGGAGAACGAGUAUGAGUAUGAGAACGGUGUCGGCCAAGUCGAGUACGUGAGCGACGUCGAAGGCGACUCGGACGACGAGAUGGAGGACUUCGAGGAUUGGGUUGGCGGCCAGAGUCCAGAUGAGGGCUCAGAGGGUGGCAGCGACGGCAGCGAGAGCGCAAGCGAAGACGAGGAUGAGUCUGACGGCGAGGAUAAUGCAGCUCUCAAAAAGGCACUCGCAAACCUCAAGAGGAAACGCCCCGCCGCACCUCCAUCUAAGCCAAAGAAGAAGUCUGCAAGGGAUCCCAAGGGAGCAAAGCGCGAGAUCGAGUACGAAAUCGAGAGAGAGCCUGCGGCGAGAGAGACUCUGCGCAACUAA